This is a messenger RNA of Quercus robur (English oak), 1192 nucleotides long. Its product is annotated as DNA topoisomerase 2-like. The transcript is spliced from 6 exons. The record is from RefSeq and is a predicted model, not a curated record. The coding region runs from base 257 to 1177 and encodes 306 amino acids. NCBI's taxonomy places the organism in Eukaryota, Viridiplantae, Streptophyta, Magnoliopsida, Fagales, Fagaceae.
AAAUCUUUUGUUUGCCAAAUUAUUUGGUGGUCUGCUAUUAUCGAUGCAAUAAAAGGAUAAUAGCAAGAAGGCCUGACCAUUGAGAAGGUUCAGGAGCUAUGUGCUGAAAGGGAUAAGCUCAAUAAGGAGGUUGAUGAUUUGAGAAAGGAAACUCCAAAGUCCAAAGUCCUUUUGGAGGAAAGAUCUUGAUGCUCUGGAGGGGCAACUCGAUGAGCUUGAGAAAAGUGAUGCUCAGUCAGAGGAGUUAAGAAAGAAAAUGAGAGGCAAAGCAAGGGGUGAAGCUGCUAUGAAGUCUAUUAGACAAGCACCCAGGAACCCACGGAAGAACAAUAAUAAGAAGGCAAAUAAUGCAGAAUCUGUUGCAGAAGCUGUCUCAUCAUCUAUGGCUGCAAUGGAAAUUGAGAAAGCUCCUGAGGCAGCAAAACCCAAAGGCAGAGAAGUCUCUAGGAAAGCUCCUGCUAAGCCGAAAAAGCAAACUUUAGUCUUGAAUGAUGAUGAUGACGACGACAACGACGAUGUGCUUAAGCUUAAAGAACGACUUGCUGCCUAUAACGUUGACUCAUCUCCUGAUCAAUCAGCCGCCAUGGAGACUGAAGUGCCCAAAGUACCAGCCAAGAAGAAAGAACCUAGCAAAAGGGCUGCUGCUGCACAGAAGAAGAAGCCCUUGGCAACUGUUUCGGAGAUAUCUAACGAUAAUGUUGAUGAUAAUGAUAUUAAUGAAAUUGAUGAUGAUGAUGAUGAAGAUAGUGAGAUAGAAGUUGUAGCUGCUACAGAAGCCAGGAAAGAGGGCGGGAGAAAUCCGGCUGCAAAUGCUAAGGCAGUUAAGGCCCCUGCAGCGGCAAAGAAGAGAGGUGCAGCCAAUAAGCAGCAGCCUCAGACAUUAGGCCAGAAGCUGUUAACUGACAUGUUAAAGCCUGCUGAAAAUUCUGAGAUUUCACCAGAGAAGAAAGUGAGAAAGAUGAGGGCAUCUCCAUUCAACAAGAAAAGUGGUUCUGUGUUGGGAAGGGUUGGUAAGGUAAAUGAAGUGACUGAAAAUGAAGAAAAUUCGGGUUCUGCUUCUACUUCUGCCAGUACUGAAGAAACUAAUGAAGUUGCACCAGCAAGAGCAAGACCUCAAAGGGUGAACCGUGCACAGACAAGGUUCCGAUUUUUGAUGGCUCGGCAAGUGAAUGCGUGAAGGCCAUAGAACAAG